AUGGCUGGAUGGUCAUGGCUGUGACGCCUUUGACUUAUAUGUUUGUUCAAUCAGAGCUGGUGGCCUGCUGGGGUCAAAACAACGACGACAACAGUUAGUACCACUGUAGCUAACAAGAGGUCGUUGAAAAUGCUAGAAACUGCAGCAGAGUAACUCUCAAAUUACACCCACUGACAAAAACAACAAAAAAAGACACAUUGCUUUAUGUGGUUUUACAAUUCACUAUGACUGAAAAAAGACAGGAGGAUGGUCAUGGUCGGAAUGCCUUUGAUUAUGGGCCUGCUCGAUUAAAAGAUAACCUGGCACUAAGCUCUAUCAACAACAACAAUAACAACAACUACUACUACUAGUAGUAGUAGUAGUAGUAGUAGUAGCAUCAAAGUUAAUACCAAUAUUUACUAUCCCCCACCCGCGACAUACUACUCGUUCACCGCUCCCACUACCAAUUCCCUCACCGUCGUGACUACUACUCAAUGAAUGCUAUGACCACUUUUGCUGCUACCAACACCACAACACUGUGACUACGAUUUCACAAUUACCACCGUUACUGCCUCCGCACUUCCCAUUCCUCUAACACCCACCGUCCUUCACUCCCUCACUAUCACAACUAUAAACGCCGCCGCCGCCAACAUGAUAAUGCUUUACUACCAUCACUUUCACCACCGACACCAAUACCAACAAUGCAGCUGCCGCCUCCACCAUCUAACUAAUCAUUACCGGUACCAUAACUAUAACCACCACCGCUACCAUCAUACCAAUUCACUACUGCCACAAUCGCCACCAGCACCAGCAGAGCAACCUUCAGCACCUCCUCCAUCUCUAAAGCAAAGUGCAAAAUAUGUGUCGGAACCUUCAAGAAGGAACAAAUGAACGAACUAAUGAAUGAAUGAAAACAUAAAUGAAUAAGAGAAAGCAAGAAGAACGGAGAAAGAAAGAAAGAAAAGAAGGAAGAAAGGAAGAACUAGAGGAAAAAAACUGUUUGAAAACAUGUCUGCUCAAGUGAAAAUCAGGAGAGGACCAGUAACAACAACAACAACAUCAGGAACAAGUUGACAAAUAAUUUACUGGAAGUACAUUAUGUUCAGAAAUUUGAUACCCCCCUGGAGCUAGUAUUUUGUAGAUGGUGGCUGUCUUUUGUGAUGCAGUUGAAAAUGGCUGUCUGCAGCUUUUGCAAAUGAUCUGUCGCAACCAGACAAGAGACUUAUACUGGUUUGAGUGGAAACUACAUGCCUUCAUGAAAGAUUCCUAAUUUUUAGUUUCAUUCUUGUGUGUUUUUUUUUUAUAUCUCUCUUGAUUUGUUUCAAAAUGUGAGCCUCUCACCCACUAACUGCCCUUGUCUCAAUCUUUUGCUGUUUGUGAUUGUGUAAAAAAGAAAGGAAUUCAUGUGUAAAUCCAAUUAUUAUCCUACAUGUAGCCACAAUUAUUGUGAUGGUUCAAUGUCUGUAAGCACCAUAACCAUAGAAAUUCAGUUUGUCUGACAACUGAAUUUGAUAUUUGUUGUCAAUAAUUAAUAUUUUCAAUCUUUUAUUUACAAAAAUAUUUUGUUUAUUAAAAAAUAUAUUUUUUGUGUCUGUGCAGAAGUACUAAAUUAGUAUGAGAGAAGAGGAAUUAUUAACUCCUGAAUGAAUAAUUGGCAAACUCACAAUGAGAAAAGCAAAAAUGGAAAGCUACUGAUUCCCAUCCACCACCACCUAUCAUUUAAUUUCUUAAUUUCAGAUUUAAGUGUACUUGUGUCAUUGCUGUCCUAUCAUCCAAUGGUUUACUGCUGAUCUAUUUGUGUUUUUAUAUGUUUCAUUAUACCUAUUUUAUUUCCUUUUUAUAUUUUAUCUGUUCUGUCUCCUGUUCCCCAUCUGACACUGAAUGAAGACAUCAUGUAUUCCAUGGAACGGUUGUUUGUGUGUGACAUCUGUCACCAGGUCUUUCAACGGAGUUCUAGUCUGGAUAAUCACAUGCGAGCUCAUGACGGAGAGAAACCAUACGAUGACUGUUCUUCCACUUACCAAGAGCUGCAAGCUGAUGCAACCAUUGACACUGUUGCGCAAAUCCAUGCAGCCGAGCAAGAGAGUACAGAGAAUAUGCUGACUGACAUUGUUGGUGAAGAAAGUGAUCUUGCUGACCCUAACUCACCAACUGUAUCUCUAUCAGACUUUGCUCCCUCGUCUCCUACAACUCAGAUUGUUACUAAUGACAAAGACCAAAUGUUCCUCACUGACCUGACAGACAUUGGUGAUUGUGAAUCUAUUAACCAGCUAUACACUUGUGAGAUUUGCAUGGAGAUUUUUACCCAUCCAGUUUUACUUAGGCAACAUUCGGAAAUAGUGCAUCCGAAGGAAUAUGGGAAAGCAAAGAUGUUUGUGUGUGAUAUCUGCCAGAAAGCUUUCCCAGAUAACUCUCAGUUAAAAAGACAUGUACGUAUCCAUUCAGAGGACAGACCGUUUGUUUGUACCAUAUGCUCAAAAGGUUUUCGCACCACUGCUCAUUUGAAACGCCAUUCCUGGAUGCACACAAAUCAACGACCUUAUGCCUGCAAAAUAUGUGGCAAGUCAUUUUCUGAUAAUUCACACCUAAAACGUCAUAGCUGGUCUCAUAGUGAAAAUAAGCCAUUUCCAUGUGAACUCUGUUCGAAACAGUUUACGGACCGGUCACAUUUAAAGCGGCAUCUUCGAAUACAUUUGAACGAUCGACCAUUUACUUGUGAUAAGUGUCCGAAAACUUUCUCUGACAUUUCUCACUUGAGAAGACAUACUAAGGGCCACAUCACAGAGAAAACCUACCAGUGUCCUGUAUGUUCAAAAACUUUUACGGAUGAAUCAUAUCUAAACAGACAUGCACAAACACAUGUCAUCAAAAAGAGUUUUGACUGCUUGGAAUGUGGCAAGAACUUUUCUGAUCGGUCCCAUCUCAAACGCCACGCUGUUAUGCAUUCUGAUAAUAAACCCUACCAAUGUAGCAUGUGUCCUAAAUCUUUUGUGGACAGUUAUCAUUUGAGGAGGCAUAGCAAGACACACUCAGAAAUCAAACCAUAUUCUUGCUAUGUAUGUGGCAAGUGUUUUGUUGACAACUCUCACUUGAAGCGACAUGCUAGGACACAUUCCAGUGAAAGACCCUUUAAAUGUGAAACAUGUAACAAAGGUUUCUUAGAUAGGUCUCAUCUUAAACGACAUGCACAAACCCAUUCAGAUAACCGGAAGCCUUUUGGCUGUGAUAUCUGCGGCAAGUACUUUUCUGAUAUGUCUCAUGUCAAAAGACACCGCAAAACCCAUUAUGAUGAACGCCCUUAUCCAUGCCAUGAAUGUGACAAAUCCUUUAUGACUUCAUCACACUUGAAACGCCACCUGCUUUGCCAUUCAGAAAAUAAACCUUACCCUUGUGAUCAAUGUGACAAAACAUUCUCUGACAGUUCCCAUUUAAAACGUCACUCUCAGACACACUCCAUUGAGCAGCCGCUCAGCUGUGGAAUCUGCAAUAAGACUUUUUCAAGCAAUUCCAUUCUGAAGCGACACAUGCAAGUGCACACUGAUCAAAUUCUUCUGAAUGUAGGUUAUUUACUUGCUACAGAUAUAGUGUAAAAUAUUCAGUGUUGCACUUGAUGGUAUGCAUUUCCUCUUGUUACUAACAAAUUCACGCAAACAUGUACAUCCAGUCCACUUACACAGACUUAUAUACACCCCGUCUACCGACAUAAGCAUACGCCUGCUAUAUUUAUAUUGUGUGUGGAUGAAUACACACACACACACACACACAUGCACAUAUGUACCUGUUUCACACAUAUAAUACAUACACACAUAUAUGUACAUGUCAU
Molecule: messenger RNA, 3802 nt
Organism: Octopus sinensis (East Asian common octopus)
Lineage: Eukaryota; Metazoa; Mollusca; Cephalopoda; Octopoda; Octopodidae
Product: zinc finger protein OZF-like
Exons: 2
Coding region: 1872-3569 (565 amino acids)
Biological process (GO): regulation of transcription by RNA polymerase II
Cellular component (GO): nucleus
Molecular function (GO): DNA-binding transcription factor activity, RNA polymerase II-specific; RNA polymerase II cis-regulatory region sequence-specific DNA binding
Source: RefSeq, a predicted model, not a curated record